This is a messenger RNA of Schistosoma curassoni, 948 nucleotides long. The record is from the annotation of a GenBank genome assembly. NCBI's taxonomy places the organism in Eukaryota, Metazoa, Platyhelminthes, Trematoda, Strigeidida, Schistosomatidae.
AUGUUGCGGAUGGUUACAAUGAAAUAUUUAAGCUUAUUCAUUCUGGUAUUUCAAAAUCUACUUUAUAUUCUGUGUAUGCGUCAUGCAAGAUCACGACCAACCGAAAUGUUCAACUCUUCAUCUUUGGUAAUAAUGAGCGAAUGUUUGAAAUUCUUGACAUGUGUAUCAGUUCUAAGCAUUACUGGGAAUUUAAAAAACUGUUUAAAACUCAUACAACACAAUCCACUAGAUGUUUUAAUGACUUUUAUACCUGCUAUAAUAUAUGUCAUUCAAAAUCGUCUUCUUAUAACAGCUUUGAGUAAUUUAGAUGCAGUCACAUUUCAGGUGGCUUAUCAGUUGAAAUUGUUUACUACAGCAUUAUUCAGUAUGUUUAUUCUUCGGAAACCGGUUAGUAAAAUGCAAUGGUUUGCUUUGGUUUUAUUGUUUAUUGGAGUUGCAACAGUUGAAAGUCCCGUUAAUUCUAAUAAAACUAAUCACCCACCUAUAGCAUAUAAUCCUCCAUUAGGAUUAUUUUGUGCUGUAUGGGCAUCCAUAUUGUCUGGUUUGGCAUGUGUAUUUUUUGAAAUGCUUCUGAAAAAUACCAACAAAUCUAUAUGGCAUCGUAAUAUUGAGUUAGCUUUUGCAUCAAUUAUCAUUGGUAUACCUGUACAACUAUUGACCGAUUGGACUGAUAUUACACAAAAUGGCUAUUUUCAUGGUUUUGAUUGGUUUGUUUGGAUAGUUGUAUUUCUACAUGCAUUCGGGGGUUUAUUAGUAGCUUUAGUAGUUAAAUAUGCUAACAAUAUUCUUAAAGCAUUCGCCUGUUGCGUGUCAAUUAUUUUAUCAUGUGCAUUCUCUGUUGUAUUCCUUGGGAUGCAUUUGAGUAAUAGUUUCAUUUUUGGCACAUUAACUGUUAUCGUAUCAUCUAUUCUGUAUUCUAGUUAUCCUCCGAAAAUAAAUGCUCGAUAA